AGUUUUUACUGACAUCGACAUGCACCGUCCUCGUGAGUAUAUCUUCGAAGUUGUUUGUUUUUCUCGACGGUGCUGUAGAUUUUUAAUAAUACAACACUGUAAUCAGUAUUAGUAGAUUUUUAUUUCAUUGGAAAGACAGAAUGUCGUCGGGCUUCCGACCACUCGUCGAGUCUGGUGCUCGCCGUCAUGUGCGCGCGGGCGUCAGUCCGAGUAGCAGCAGCACUGAUCCCGUCCACUUACGGUCGAACAGUGCGUCAUUUGUGAUCCCAAUACGACACCACACAAGUCUCACAGAUCCGUAUGAGCGUGGAAGUAAAGCAGACGGAUCGCCCCCAGCUUUCAGCAGCACUUUCUUCGAUAAGCGCGGAGAGCACGACAACCCCAAUUAUUUGCGGUAUGGUGAUCAAGCUGAGUUUCUCAAGAUGAUUCGGAAGCCGCCCCAGUUUUUUGCGCAAGUGGUGGAAGGACUAAAGACCGAACUGCGACAAAUACCAAAGAUCGAAAACACUUCAGAAAUGCAAGCGCAAAUGCGGCGCGACAUCCAUGGACUGCUCACGAAAGAGGAGCGAGACUUGCAUCGUCAAACAGUCUUCACAAACGUUGCAUUUUCGAAACCAAUCGCUUCAAGCUUUGCCAAGUCUGCUUUAGCACUGCCGACAAUGGGCAGCUCGAUAUACUCCCACAUGUUCGCAGGUACUAGUGUAGAUACAAUGCAUCGCAAGUAAGUAGAUUAUUGUGAUGUAGUUCAGGGCCCUACAAGAGUAAGAAUACGCAUACUGAUGUGUUAGAACCGACGAUGGACCGUAGCGAACGCAACCGAUUUUGAAAUAACGCGAGGAAGAGAGAGAAAGACACGGUUAUACCAAGACACCGGUCAACUAUUUCCCUGCUGUGAGUAGUGUAGAGCGGGGCAUGCGCGUGGAUGAUGGUGGGCGUGCAAAUCCUGGCCGCCUGGUACUCUCCUCCGUGGGAGUUUUUCACCGUGGCCGUCCAGGUACCCGCAGCCUGUGGGGCAUCGUGAGGCGAUGCCUGCGAUGUUCUCAAGAGGCAUGGUCUGGAUCUCAAGGGGAACGAUCUCGGAAGUAUGAUGCUCAAGUUGGUUCGAUGAUCUUCAGGAGAACGCAAAUUUUUGGGAUUUGUGUUCAUACCUACCAGAGACCUCACUCACAGAACUCGUCGACUUUAGUCAACAUGUUCCUACAUACUAUUUCUCUGAUGGAAGCCGCACAAGUAUAAGUAAGUAUGCCGAUGGUGAGCUACUAACAAUUUUUACGGAGAUUAUUUACCCGGGUUUCCACUUUUGCAAUAGCAAUUGCAACAGGGCUCACGAACUACGUAUUGGGAAAACGCAAGGCACUUGGGAUGUCCCACGAGUUCGAAGCAAAGCAGGACAAUGUGCAGCAUCAGGUUCCUACGUUUUAUCGCGCGCCGAUAAACAUCGGGACUUACUACCGAACGCCUAUUCUGGUGGAAGAGCUCGUCCGAAUGGGCUACGAUGAAGAAAAGCGGCAUGAAGCCUUGGCAAAAGCUUUUUUCCUGCAGUAUUGGUCCGGAGCAUACGAAAGUGAUCCCUGCAUUUUCAACCCGCUUGUCAGGGUCUUCUACCCUCAGGGAAAGCACGUCUUCACAGGAAGCAACGACUUGGGGUACAUUCCUAGCCUGUUUCAAACUCCUGAUGCAGGUGGUUGAGUCUUAGUGUUGUUCUUGCUGUAACUGCAGCAAUGGGUGCAUUUGCAUUAGACAGAAACCAUGCCAUCAACUUGAUUUCAACCAUCGACAUCGACGUUUCCACCUCCUGUACAUUCAAGGCGGGAGACAGAAUUCCAGGCUGCUCGCCUCUACGCUCAGGGUAUCGAGGGCGUUCCGGAUCCUCCGUUGACCAUUGUGAAUUACGGAGACACUGGGCCGUUCACAGACGGAAAUUUGCAUGCGAUGCAGCACAUUUUAGAAGCGCGGGAGAGAGGCUUGCGCAUGCCCCUCAUUUUCCUUGUGAAUGCGAAUAACAGUUCGAUUUCGUCGCGACUCGCGUUUGAGGACCAGCAUGAGUCAGUCCAGAAAAUUGUUGACCGCUUUGAGUCCUUCGGCAGUCUUCUACUGCCUGGACGCGUCACGGAGGCUGAGGACGUCGCGGGCGGCCUGCAGGCUAUCCGCGCCUGCGUUGACGACGCGCUAGAGCACGGCAAGCCGACGUGGUGCAUUUCGUCGUACCCGUUUCGCCCGCUGGGACACGCCAGCGACGGCCAUCCAGGCGCCGACCCGUUUCUGUUGUACCAGUUCGAUACCUUUAAACAGACCGUCUACGACCAAGUUGUCACGGCAGCCGAUGAAGGCUCGCCCGGGAGUGAGCUGGCAGCAGAGCUGGAGCGCCUGUCGGCGUCAAUUGAUCGUGCUGUCGAGAACGCAAUGCUCGGAAACAAACCACUAGACGAUGACCAAAUAAUCACCCUUUCCGUACCUCGAAUCAAAGAACAAAACGCAGCACCUGGAAAAGUCUACGCGCUCCAUCCGGCUUAUCUGACGGGCAAGGGGUCCGGGAAAAGCAAAGUGUUUUCAGGUAUGGGCUCCGAAGUGUACGCGCGUGCCAUUGACCGGCUGAUGGAAAAGUCUGAGGCAGAAGGUGUCGCUGUGAGAUACGUUCACCAAGAAAACCACACACCAAAUACGAACGACACCCGCUGUGGCGUCUACGGGGAACUGAACAACGUCUCGGAAAAAUUUCUGACGAAGAACUUCCACGCGUUUCUCCCGAACGAAGCGCAGGUUGCACAAGUGGGAGCCGGCUUGCGAGCGACACUGCCAGGGGACAAAAGCGUCGUUUUUGUGAAAGGGCCUCAUACAAUUUUCAACGAGCAUGCGAGGGAUCACAUCAAGUUCUCGGCAUUUCGGUACUGCAAACAUCUGGAAAAAUAUAAGUGACCUGCAGUGCUACAUCACAGUAAGAACUUUGAUAUGCUAAGGUCAGACGUGGCAAUAUCUGGUCCCGAGCCAGGUAGGGAUAUUCCGUUCACGACAAAUUAUACAUCAUGAUUACAACGGUUACUCAAAUCGACAUUCUUAUUCUGCGUGAGCUAGAACUUUAUCAUCGAGAUUAGUCAUUAAAAACAGAAUGAAAACGCGACAAAAUAUUGGAUUCAGGCACUACGAAACUGGCGAGAGCACGAAUUACAUCUACAUCAUGGACGGCGGUUCGCUCGCAGUGCGAGAAAAGGAGGAUAUCACGAUGUCGGACGGCACCAAGGUCCAACGUGACAUCAUUCUUGCCCGUGUCGGAGAACACCACAACACACCUGAGUAUUCCUCCUAUUCUGGGGAUGCAAACACGAUCUGCGCGCUUCCGUUCGACAUUAACCUGUUUGAAGCAAUGCUUCCUGGCAUGGUGGACCUGCAGCACCUAGGUCGUUCCGUGGUCUGCUUUGCGCCGACCGCAGCCUUCGGCGCACUACAUUCGCUAUUGGAACUUCGACAGGUGUCUGGAUCAGACGCGACGAACGACCUCGUAGCGGACGUUGGACAGGGGCAAGGCUUAGGCCCACACGACGUGCUCCGAGUAGAUAUCGGAGGGAAACGACGACCGAAGGAGCUGAUAGUGCUCUCUUGGGGACCUGACUGCAAGUGGAUUACAUCGACGCUACAGAGGGCCGACCUGGACUGCCACAUGUACGUGCUAUGUUACAACACAGCGCCGAACUCCUUGGUCCGCUUGCUAGUAGAAAAGCUGAAGGAGACCUCUUCGUCGAUUGAGGUGCUACUUGUAGAUCCGAAUCCAAAUGCGGCUCUGAUGGCACCUGUGAUGGUAGAACUACGUAGAAAAGUCGCGGAAGCUGCAGGACCGGAUAUGCUCGACCGACUGCAUUUUUCCGAAUGCUCUCAGCCCCCAUCGUUCGUACCGUACGGAAGUGGACGCAUGCUGCUCAAUGCGGGGCAUUUGAGCACGGUCUUGAUGCAACGUGGCUUCCUCGGCGAAGGAGUCAUAGCUCCAGCUCAAACAAAUAGUGGAAGUGAUCUUCCGACUCAUCAAUUUCCUUCACAAGCUGCGUCGUCCUCAUCCGCCGGAGCAGCAUCCUCAGGUGCUGUGGAAAUAGUUUUUGCGCCAAUCGAAGCAGAGAACGCACUAGUAAAGUUUCUGAAGCAGCCUGGUGCGGAAGUGUCAAUGGACGACGCGAUUGCUGAGCUGGAGACUGACAAGGCGACGAUCGAGAUUGUCGCCCCAUGUGACGGAAUCUUAUGACACGAAAAAGUAUACUCUCAUACUCAAGAAGAAGAAAAGAGGCUUCUUCCUACUUCGAAAGUGCCUACUUUCUUGCGGAUGAGUACACUUUUUCGCUUCAUAAAUCUUGGAGGAAUUUCAUGUAGAGGAGUCGACUGAAAUCAAUGUGACUGAAGAAACAAAAAUCGCAACAGUAAUAACUAGUACUAGCAGCACUGGAGGUUGUACUAGCGCGGCUCCUGCGCCUGCGGCGACUUCUGUGUUGAACAAAACUUCUGAGACGGAUUCCGAUUCCACCCCCGCAAAAGUAUCCGCUCCUGGUACAGCAUUCUCAGGAGGAACCCUUGGUGCCUCAACCGCAGCACGAGAAGUUGGCAAGAAGCAAGGAGCGAAAACAGUCGAGCUGAGUACACUCGAGAAAGCGACUGUGAAGAAUAUGACGCUGCAGCCAGGUGACACGCUCACUUAUGCGGUGUCGGAGAACGUGAAAUUCGACAAUUUGUUGCGCGCUGCCAAAGCUGAUGGAGUGAGUCCUACGUGCGCAAUGGUCAAGGUGCUAGGACACGCUGUCCAGCAAUGUGGACUCAACCGCAAACUCAACAAAAAGCGCGACGGCUUCUUGGAUUACAACGAGGGCGGAGUCAAUCUGGGCAUGGCGAUCACGGUCGACAACCAGUUGCGUGUAGCAGUGCUGAUGGACGUCACUAGCAAAACAGAAGGCGAAUUGCAGGCAGAGAUACAGGCACUCAUUAUGCUGUUUGAUUAAGAUAGUGAUAGAGGCUGGCCUUGGCCUGUUUCGCCUGCUUUUGUUCUUUUACUUAGAGACUAUGCAGUGUAAGUAGUUAAUGGAACCCUAGAGUAGGCGGUCUCGGACUCGGUAUUUCUCCUUUUGCUUAAUGCGGACUCGAAGCACUAUGAAUUCCCAUUCAUGUUGACGUUGCCUGUCUAAUUUCGAGGCAAAGGGUAAGAAAAUGUCACCGGACGACCAGGACUUGAGCACCGCCUGCUUCGUACUGACCACGCUUGGUAAGGAUGCGCCGGAGGAGGUGCUGCCAACACUGCCACGCGGAAUCACCGCGAUCUUGGGUGUCGGUCGCACACAAGAAGAGACUUCAAAGUCGAAAUUCUCGAUGAAUGUUUGUCACGCAACCCUCAACGGCGCCGAGGGUGCGACUCUGAUGAUGAAGAUCAAACACCUCGCAGAAAACUACAGUGCGAUGAAGUAGUCAUGAAGGAGAGGACGGGUGAGAUACUCUGACUCUGAUUAUCUGAGUCAGAUAUGGAAUUUUUUAGGGUAAGAGAAACUACUUACUUGCGUAGGUCAUACUUGACGACAUUAUCUAGCUUCAUGCUAUAAGCUCUGUCAUGCUGGUGCUAUAGAUUCAAAAUUUUUGAGAUUAAAAUCAGGCUUGCAUAGGUCGGCUUUCCGAACUACCGACGUCGAUGGAUCGCCACGACCAUCAUGAUCGAUCACAGUCGCGCAUGAAGCUUGUAAACUUCAAUCCACCUCAACUAUAUACUCGUUUACAAAGUCCACCUCCGUCAUCAAACGUCUGUGGACUUUUGAGGUCCUCGUCGAGCAUUCAUUUUGUGUAAGCGUAAAGAUAAAGAUUGUUGAUGCACAAGGACAAGCUUUCAGAACCUCCAUUUCCUUACGGUGUUGCUUUUUUGUUUCAGAAAGAUUCUCCAUUCCGCAUGAAAAAAGUGUAUCUUUAGACGGAACAUCAACAAGUCACAGCUAUUAAUUUUUGUUUCGCAACCUUCUUGUUAUAGAAGAAGUUUUUACUUCAUGUUCCUGCUCACUGUUCAGGAACAUACAUAUUUUUUAAUCAUCAUCAUGUGCAGAAAUCAUAAUUUAUACGUAAUUUAUUGCUCCUCUCGCUCUUCCUUGAUGUCAUUGUAUGUGGCCACUUUUCAAUUCCUAUUUUUUGCUUCGGUUGGAGCGAGUAGAUGAAGCUUGACCUCGUCGGGCCGUGAUGAUUAUUACUGCCUGGCAGGCGGGACGCGAUGAUCACAGCGAAGACGUGACACGGGAACAACAAAAACGAAGCACAAAACCGGCCACACGCAGAGGAGCACGCAGCAACAAACUGCAACACAAGGCAAGCUAGCCCGCCAGCUACAAGCGGAAACGACAAGCAGCCCAACCCCCCCCGCAGAAGCCCCGCGCACAAAUUUACUCGGUGGGGGGCUUAUCAAUCAGGCACCGACCAGUUUGGGCCCUCUUGCCGUCGGUGUCUGCGAGUAGAAAGAAGGAGACGGCCAGACCCACCGACGAGGACCAGCAAAGGAGCCCUCCGGGAAUUAUUACACGGCGGCGCCAAGAUUGAGCAAACGGCCGCAGCAGCGGCAUGCUGUUAGAAUUCUGACGCCUUGAGCUGAGGAGACCUAGCGACGCCCAAGGACCUACCGCAGACCUUCAAAGCCCGUGACCAUCAGGCGGCGCUGUCUCGUUAGUCUUAACAAACUUGGCCACAGCUUUGGCCUCCCUCGGGAGCAGGCGGCUUUUUUGCUGCCUUCUCUUGCCUCAGCCGCGCCCGCGGACUCGGAGGGGGCCAAAGCGUAAGCAGCUGAGAACGAGAAGAGAGACGGCGGAGCCCGUGUCUUUUGGUAAGCCUACCGCCCAGCAGUGGGCAGCUGAACAAGUGGAAACAAAGAGGGGGAACGCCUUCGGGAGAGGGGGAGAACAUGAAGGGAAGCCCGCCCACACCUUUUCAGGGUUUAUCAUAAGGCCCACGGUCUGACAGCGGCACCAGAUGCGGCUGUCUGCUGGUGGUCGGGUGUGUUCCUCGGUCGGUUUCUUCUGUGAGAUGUAGCCGCGCUGCGGUCGGUGACUUGGGUGCACAUCAGUGGUCGCCGGCGUCUGCCCAGGCCUGUCAGGCUGUCCGCUUGCUUGGUUGGCUCUUGCCGUUUUUUGUUCGGAUUGCAAUUGCUUGCUUUGCAGUCAUUCGGACUCCCGCAUCGCUUUACAAUAUAUUUUAUUUACUGCCGAAAUUUGUGCGCUUUUUUUUUGGUAUUUUUUCAAGAGCUUGAGCCCACGACCAGUGCCACUGGCGACCCGCAAAAACUGAAAAAAUUGAGCAAAAGAAGCAGACUUUUCGGCAGUAGCACUGGAAAGCAACUGACAGAAGCACGGAAAAGGCUGGCCAAUAGCCUAUAAUAGAUCCGGCAGGAGUACAAAAAUGACCGACAGAAGCAUAAAAAAGGCUGACACUGGCACAGAAUAGAUCUGACAGAGGAACAAAUAGAAAGACCGACAGGAGCAUAAAAAAGACCGACAGAAGCACAAAAAAGCCGACAGAAAGAAUCGCGAAGCUUGUCGACAGCAGCAGAGAGGGAGAACAGGUCGGUCUGAUCAUCAACGCAACAAGACUUGGCCGCAGGGGCAGACGCUUCGUCAGUAGUGCACAGGGGUGCAGCAGUUGCGUGCUCCUUUCGUCGGCUUCUGCUUGCUCAAAGUCUGACAGCAACGGAAAGGUGCCCGGCGCUCCCUCUCGGGUUUUGCAAGUCUGCCUCGAGUUUCUGCGGGUAGCAAUCUACAUUUUUUCGGGGUGUGAUAUUUCUGGAAGUAUAUUGCUGCUGUUGCUGUAAGUAGUUUGUUCUGUCGUGGUGCCGCCGUGUAGUAAUUUCAUCCGCAGGCUGCGGCUAAGUUCGUUGGCCUUUGAUUCUUAGCCUCGAGGCGGCUCUGUCUAUUCGUAGACACCGCCUACAAGAGGGGCCAGGGUGGUCGAUGCUUGACUAAUAGGCACACUGAUAAGAUUUAUUUGCGAAUGCGCUCGGGGCUUCUUGGUUGUCGUUUCUUUCCCUGACAAAAUGCACAGGCCAAGGGGCUUCUUCCACCGUUAUGCUUGCGGCCACCGUUUCAAGCUUCGCAUUGGAUAUGAUUGACGUGGUGAGCCAGAUGCUGCGCUAAGUAGCGGGUGCGUUCUUCUCGAUCGAGCGCCGCGGAGUUUUGCGAGAUUUGUCGGCCACUGAUCGAACUUGGAGCACUAUCGCUUCGGCUUUGUGUCGUUCGAAGUUGUUGCGUUUGCCCAUUUGGGGGCCUGAGGGUCCACCAUUCUGCCUUGUAAUAAUUAUUGCGCACUGGCAUGGUCGCGCUUCCUUAGAUAUAAUUAAGUAGUCUGGCCCCGACAGAAGCAUAUCGACAGAACUGAAAAGUGGCCACAUUCAGUCAUGGGCUGCUCAUGUAACAGCUGGCGUGUGAGCUGUUCUGCGUCUUCUAGAAAUAGUGUAUCAAAUUCAAAGGACAACUGCUGCAGUAGUUCUGCAGAAACGGUUCAGCAGGCCCCUAGUGAGUAUCACAUGUUGACUGCCGUUGCGCGUGAUUGCAGCAAGAACACAUGUCAUAGAAGGUAGUUGGCAUUUUCAUCACGUGGAUGGACUAGACAUUUUCGCGUCUUAUGAAACAAUAAAGAAGACAGAGACACUCCGCAAAUAACACAUGAAACUCGCCAACUUCAAAUAAAGUUAGUACUCCUCGUACUGUUGCAAAGAAUAAAGAAGAAAGCAAGGAGAGUACAUGAACAAAUUAUAACGAUCACUGGCGGUGCAACUGCAACAGGACCAGAUCCCCAACAGCACCGAC
Molecule: messenger RNA, 8792 nt
Organism: Amoebophrya sp. A25
Lineage: Eukaryota; Dinophyceae; Syndiniales; Amoebophryaceae
Source: the annotation of a GenBank genome assembly